Messenger RNA from Actinia tenebrosa (Australian red waratah sea anemone), 889 nucleotides. RefSeq lists its product as uncharacterized. The record is from RefSeq and is a predicted model, not a curated record. NCBI's taxonomy places the organism in Eukaryota, Metazoa, Cnidaria, Anthozoa, Actiniaria, Actiniidae.
CUCCGCUGUUGAUUGAUAACUCGUCUUAAUAUCAUAUCAUUUAGAUUCCUCUAGCAUCUUUUGAUUGUAGCAUCAACCCUGAAACAAAGGAACAUGUCGAUUCGUGCAGUAGACGGCUAGUCUAUACAUAAGCAUGGAGGACUCACAAAAAACAUGUGACAGAUAGAAAGAUAAGAUGCAACACGUAUCACCAGAGAAAGGUGAGCCCACAAGACAAAGAGGAACCUAGACGAGAACCGUGCAGAAGCAACAUGGCGAAGAGCCCCGACUUUUUGCAACAAUCCUUUGUCAAAAAGACAAAAGAGAACGACUUACAAGAUAUAGGAGAAGACAAUUUGAGUGCUUUGGAGCUCUAUCUACAUGAUUUGGGUCACGAAAGAAGGCCAGAGAGUAGAAAGAAUGUUAUAUUAGACAGUCUAAGCAAUAAUAUCCAACCUUCCACAAGUUACACCCCUAAAAAUGAUGGUCGCAAGAAGCAGGAGAAAGAACAAAAUCAUCCUAGGACAAAAAAAUCCUUUCAAAGAUGCUGUUCAUCUUUCAUGAUUGGGAUAGUCAUUGUCGUAUCUCUUGCAUCUCUGUUCAUCAAUGUGCUGAUGAUCAAAGGAACUAUUGUCCCGAGUGGAUGCCAGAGAAUUGAGAAUAGAAAAGCAAUUGGCACCAUUUCAAAUAUCGUUUUAAGAAGAAGUUAAUCAGUUUACUCCUACGACUAAAGACUUUUUACCCACAGGGCAUAACGGUGGGUGUAUUAGAAGGUUUGUCUUACGCAUGCACAGGACUCAGCAUGGGUUCAAUUUCUAGCCUUAAGAGCGUAUGUCUGUAAGCGUCGAGAAUCUUAAAUCAGUUUCAAAAAAAUCGAAUUUCUUUUUAUUGUACCAAAACAACCCUUUGG